Molecule: messenger RNA, 504 nt
Organism: Ostertagia ostertagi
Lineage: Eukaryota; Metazoa; Nematoda; Chromadorea; Rhabditida; Trichostrongylidae
Source: the annotation of a GenBank genome assembly
AUGCGAGCGCAGUUCUCAUCUAUUGCCGCUGGCCAAUGGCUAUCCAUCCGACUGUCAAUUAUAGCCGUCAGCAUUGUUGCAGCAAUUGCUGUGUCGGCUGUAAUACAGCAUCAAAUCACGGGAGUUGACUCAGGUCUCGUUGCAUUGGCAAUAACAUACGCGUUAUCAUUAACUGGGCUCCUGAAUGGAUUACUGGGCUCGUUCAUCGAAACCGAAAAGGAAAUGGUGUCCGUUGAGAGAAUAGAAGACUAUCUCACGAAUGUGGAAAUGGAGGAUGACCGGGGUGAAGCAGAGGUCGCUUUCGAUUUCGCUGGCCGUAUUCAAUUCGACCAGGUUUCGUUGCGCUACAACAGCUACUUACCCCUGGCGUUGGAUAAUAUUAACCUCUCAAUAAACGCAGGAGAGAAAGUUGCGAUUGUGGGGAGAACGGGCCAGCGGGAAAAGCAGUUUAUUCCAGGCCUCCUUCGGGAUGGGAUUCAAGAGAGACGGGCAAAAACACGCUGA